AUGGCGGGUUCAUCACCAUUGUUGUCGUCUCAGCUCGACGAAGAAACUUCCAAACUCGCCUUCGACAAGAUCGUCGAACAGUCAUCGUCCGGCUUCGGAUUUCCGCAUCUCAUCCAAGCAAUCCUUGUCGGUCUGGCGAUGUUCUUCGUUUCGCAGCUGGCGUCCAUCAACAUCUACACCGACGCUUUUCCCACGUGGCACUGUAUUGACCGUUCGAUCUGCGAUCCUGCCACCGCCGACAUCUGCGAGCUUCCCCGAUCAUCCUGGGACUGGGACGGCGGCGGGGGUAAAACCGUCAUUUCAGAUUUCGAUCUCGAGUGUUGGAGCUCUUCACUCAGAAACAUGCCCACUACGGCAUUUUUCGUGGGUUGUGUCGUAGGAGGGUUUCUUCUGGCUAUGAUCCCGGAAAAUCUCUUCGGCCGGAAGAAUCUACUCGUCUUCUCGACGUCAUCAAUGUCCCUCACCAACAUAUGGAUCUACACUUCGUUUAAGUUCCUGAUCGGUUCUGUCCGUUCUUUGCUUGGGACAUACGGGUUUAUGGCUUUGUCCGGUUUAUCUCAAGUUCUUCAAAACGCGUCAUGGAGAGUCUUCUAUCUCUCCGUAUCCAUUUCUACGGCUCUCUACUCUUUAAUCCUUUACCUAUUUGCCUUUGAGUUCCCUCGGUGGUUGAAUAUGGUAGGGAGGAAUGAGGAAGCGAUGAGUGUGCUUGAAUGUCAUAUCAUGGUGUCCCCUUCGUCGUGGGAGAUAUAUAACUACAUCGACGAAACCCUAAACGGGCUAGUGGAGUUGCCUUCGUUCGUUCUUGCUCCGUUCUUGCUCGAGAAAUUCAACAGAAGAAGCUCGUUGCUCGCGAACAAUGUGAUCGGGAUAGUGUCUGGCGUAUCCUGUUCCGUUUUCGGCGUUUUUGGACGUGAAAAGGCCGCGUUUGCGUUUCAGCUCGCCUCCUCGUUCUUCUCGAGAACGGGAAUCAAUCUGAUGACGGUUUUCGUGGCGGAAAUGUUCCCGACGUGCGCGAGAAACUCUGCGGCAGCGAUGGCCGCACAAGCUCAAGUGAUCGGAGCGAUCCUUUCUCCGAUAGUUUCUCCGGUCGGAAGGAGCAAUCUGUUAGUUUCGGUAGCGAUUUUCGUCACUUCUGCGUUUGUUUUCAGCGUUGUUGUGUUGGCAAUGCCGGAGACAAAAGGUUCAAACCUAUGA
This is a messenger RNA of Tarenaya hassleriana, 1194 nucleotides long. RefSeq names its product organic cation/carnitine transporter 5-like. The coding region runs from base 1 to 1194 and encodes 397 amino acids. NCBI's taxonomy places the organism in Eukaryota, Viridiplantae, Streptophyta, Magnoliopsida, Brassicales, Cleomaceae. The transcript is spliced from 3 exons. The record is from RefSeq and is a predicted model, not a curated record. Gene Ontology annotation, cellular component: membrane. Gene Ontology annotation, biological process: transmembrane transport. Gene Ontology annotation, molecular function: transmembrane transporter activity.